Asparagus officinalis (garden asparagus) is the source of this 882-nucleotide messenger RNA. RefSeq lists its product as uncharacterized. Gene Ontology annotation, cellular component: chloroplast thylakoid membrane; chloroplast inner membrane. Lineage: Eukaryota; Viridiplantae; Streptophyta; Magnoliopsida; Asparagales; Asparagaceae. The transcript is spliced from 5 exons. The record is from RefSeq and is a predicted model, not a curated record. The coding region runs from base 86 to 598 and encodes 170 amino acids.
AACGAAAUAAGUAAAUUUCCAUUUUGCCCUUAAUUCAGUUUUCUUCCUAAAUCUCCCCUCAAGCAGUGAUCAGUUGAAGAAGACGAUGGCAGCGCUCGCGAGUUCUCUCAUCUCCCCUCAAGAUCUCAGCUUCAAAUGGCGGUCUGAGGAUUGCUCAUCAAAGCUGCUAGGUCAAUCCUUUGUGAACAGCAACCAUCUGAAUUUGUCUCUCAGGCCCAUUAACACCAGGAGAGGAAAAAUUGGAAUCUCUAAGCGACAGAUUAGUGUUCAAGCUGGUUUGAGUGGAAAUGGUGGAAGGUCAAGCACUGCAAGUGUCUUCGUCGGGGGCUUUCUAUUGGGAGGACUAAUAGCGGGAGCACUUGGUUAUGUUUAUGCUCCUAAAAUUGGCAAAGCAUUGGAUGGGACUGACAAGAAAGAUCUAAUGAGGAAGUUGCCAAAAUUUAUAUAUGACGAGGAUAAAGCUUUGGAGAAGACCAGAAAGGUACUGGAAGAGAAGAUUGCACAGCUGAAUUCAGCCAUUGAUGGUGUCUCUUCCGAGCUUCGAGCAGAUGAUGCUCCCAAUGGUGCCAUGCCAGAAGAAAUUGAAUCUGCAACCUAAGAGCAAAGCAAAGAACAAUGCAAGCCGAUAUCUGCUACUGUAGGCAGAUAUUCCCCCCUGUUCUUUUUUGAACCAAAUAAAUGGUUUAGGGACACAGUUCUAUUUCAGCAAUGUGUUGACGAAACAUAUUUUCUUCAGACGUGUGUUUUUGUGGGUAAUUAUGCAAUACAUUAUUGUGAAUGGCAGAAUCAAUAGCUCAAUCUCUUUGGUAUUUCUCUUCCAAAGAAGAAAAUUACCAGCUAUAAUUGUUGUGAAUUGGAAGUAAAGCUAGUAGUCUUAAUCAA